AAAAACGUAUGUAUUCGGAACUCAGCCGGUUUCUUUCGAACCGGAUGCUUUUAUUUCCUUGCUUAUUUAUUAUUCUAACCGUGUGCCUUCCUCUGCAGAAGAAGCCAAGAAAAUGCUGCCCACUGAGAAGACACCGGCUAGGUCGGCUGCCGACAUCCGGAAAGCCAAUCUCGAGAAAAAACUUGCUGCCCAGGCGGCGAAGAAGGACGGGAAGCAGAUGCCCCGGUCCCUUCAAAAACAGGUCAGGCCUCCGCCGACCCAACAAGAGUCUGCAUCCAAGGUGCAGAAGACAGCCGACCGGCAAACUACCGGCGGCAAAUCAAUAAGGGUCCCAGACGGGCCUGGAUCUGCGGAUGUGCUUUCUGCCAUCCCAUUGAGGACCGCAACCGGUCCCUCUGAAGGCCGUUCGGGCCGCCAAGAUAAUUCUCCCCGCUGGCCGGACGGGGCACAAUAUGCCCGGGCCAUGCUGAAAGCCGUCCCCAGGGACGAAAAGGAGGCGAUCCCUGGGAUCAACUCCUUUAAUGCCGACCGGGUGCUGGUCGACCUGGCCGACGCUAUGCUGCGCGUAGAGGGGCUCAAACGAGCUUAUACCCGCAAGUCUGAGGAGGUAAGGAGAAGCAAACGGGCUGUUGAUGACGCCCAUAAUGUUGCUGACUACUCUUUGUACAUGAAUGGCUUAGAAUCUAAAUCUAUACGCAUGGAACAGGCGGAGAAUACCAAAGCCCUCCAACAGCAGAUUGAUCAGCUGAAAAACCAAGUUGACCAACUGCAGGCGUCCCUAGAUGAUGCCAAUAAAAAGUUGGAGGAACAGACUGAGCCCCUCCAACGGCUGAGCAAGGCGGAGACUGAAAAUGGCCGCCUUGCCAAAGAGAAUGAGCGCCUGCGCAAAGAGGCGACUGCUGCCAAUGAGAACUUCAAGGCCACCUUGGAGUCGGAGCAGGAGAGAAUUAAAGAGCAAUUUAAUGAUUUAUGCACUUAUUACAGUGAAUACUGA
Molecule: messenger RNA, 994 nt
Organism: Chenopodium quinoa (quinoa)
Lineage: Eukaryota; Viridiplantae; Streptophyta; Magnoliopsida; Caryophyllales; Amaranthaceae
Exons: 5
Coding region: 113-994 (293 amino acids)
Source: RefSeq, a predicted model, not a curated record